Messenger RNA from Drosophila takahashii, 2348 nucleotides. It is a transcript of the gene Sf3b2, whose product is annotated as splicing factor 3b subunit 2. Gene Ontology annotation, cellular component: U12-type spliceosomal complex; nucleus. The record is from RefSeq and is a predicted model, not a curated record. NCBI's taxonomy places the organism in Eukaryota, Metazoa, Arthropoda, Insecta, Diptera, Drosophilidae.
UAGAUUUCCUUUAUUUAUGGCGGACCAGCUGAACAACGAGCCCGGCCAGCCCACGCCGCUGAUGUCCAUACGCUUCGAUCAGCAGCAGCAUGAAAGUGCGGCGGCUAAUGGAAGUGAGAACGGCAAUGGAAACGGGAACGCCGGCGAAGCUCCCGAGGAGAACUCCGCUGCGGAUGCGGAGAAAUCCGCCGGAGAACUGGUCCUGCCCAAGGCCCUGGAGGAUGUGCUGGCUCUGAAGGAUCAGCGGGCGGCCGAGUUCACCGUGGACGCCGAUUCGCUGGUUGGCAGCGGGGGAGUCACCCAGGAUGGCGAUGAGGCGGAUGUGGGCGAGGACAGCGAGGAGGAUGCGGAUAACCAGGUGAACGGCGACGGCGGCCAGAAGCCCGGCAGGCAGAGCAAGGCGGAGCGGAACAAAAAGAAGAAGAAGCGCAAGAAGCAGAACAAGAAGAUUCGCCACCAGCUGGAAUUCGAGCGGCAGCAGCAGUUGGCCCAGGCGGAUGAGCACGAGGCGGGGGAUCAGGAGCCGGCCAAGGAGCCGGAGUCGAAGGCCGCGGGCAGCGAGGACGAGCAGGUGGCCGAGAAGGAGAAGAAGGACAAACACAAGGAUAGUCGCAGCAAGCGGCGGAAGGAUCGCAGCGAUGAAAAGGAGAAGGACAAGAAGGAGGCCAAUGAAGAGGAUGUGACCAUAGAAUACGUGCCCGAAAAGAUAACCAUUGCCGAUCUGGCGCCCAUGUACCGCCAGUUCUAUCGCGUCUUCGAGAUCUUCAAGCUGGAGAACAAACCAAAGCCUGCGGAAAAGGACAAGAGCCAACAAGACUCCGAAUCCGUCAGCAAGGACAAAAAGGCGGCCGACAAACUGCUCGAGGACGAGGACGACGAUGGCGACGAUGACGACGAGCACAAGGAGGACAAGGAGAAGCUGUCCAAGCGCAAGCUCAAGAAACUAACGCGUCUCAGUGUGGCUGAGCUGAAGCAGCUGGUCUCGCGACCCGACGUCGUUGAGAUGCACGAUGUCACGGCCCGGGAUCCCAAAUUGCUGGUCCAACUGAAGGCCUACAGGAAUACAGUCCAAGUGCCGCGACACUGGUGCUUUAAGCGGAAAUAUCUGCAGGGCAAACGGGGCAUCGAGAAGCCUCCCUUCGAUCUGCCCGCCUUCAUCAAGAAGACGGGCAUCAUGGAGAUGCGCGAGUCGCUGCAGGAGCGCGAGGACGCCAAGACGCUCAAGGCCAAGAUGCGCGAACGCGUGCGUCCCAAGAUGGGCAAGAUCGACAUUGACUACCAGAAGCUGCACGACGCCUUCUUCAAGUGGCAGACCAAGCCGCGCAUGACCAUUCACGGCGAUCUCUACUACGAGGGCAAGGAGUUUGAGACGCGUCUGAAGGAGAAGAAGCCGGGCGAUCUGUCCGAGGAGUUGCGAAUUGCCCUGGGCAUGCCCGUCGGCCCGAACUCGCACAAGAUUCCGCCGCCCUGGCUGAUUGCCCAGCAGCGCUACGGGCCGCCGCCCUCGUAUCCGAAUCUUAAAAUUCCCGGCCUGAAUGCGCCCAUCCCGGACCAGACUUCGUUCGGCUAUCAUGCCGGCGGUUGGGGCAAGCCGCCAGUGGACGAGAACGGAAAGCCGCUGUACGGUGAUGUGUUUGGAACCAACAUAUUGGACCUGGAUAAUGGCAUUGACGAGGCCGACAUCGAGCGCAAUCAAUGGGGUGAACUGGAAUCGGAGUCGGAGGAGUCUUCCGAGGAGGAGGAGGAAGAUGGCGAGGAUCUGGGCGAUCAGCAGGAUGAGACUGGCCUGGUCACACCAGUGGAGGGACUGGUCACACCCUCUGGACUCACCAGUGUCCCAGCCGGCAUGGAAACGCCCGAGAAUAUUGAGCUGCGCAAGAAGAAAAUCGAGGCCGAGAUGGAGGACAAUGAAACCCCCGUUUUGUACCAAGUGCUGCCCGAGAAGCGCACGGACCGCAUAGGCGCUUCCAUGAUGGGCUCAACCCAUGUCUACGAUGUCAGUGGAGGCGGGGCCAACAAACAGCCGCCAGUUCGAUCCACUACAGAUCGCGAGGGCAUCGUGGAAUUGGCCCUGGAUCCCAGCGAGCUGGACAUGGACAACGACGCCAUGGCCCAGCGUUAUGAGCAGCAAAUGCGCGAGCAGCAGAAUCACCUGCAGAAGGAGGAUCUGUCGGACAUGUUGGCCGAGCAUGUGGCGCGACAGAAAUCGAAGCGCAAGCGACAGCAAACGGAUCCGGCCAAGACCACAAAGAAGUACAAGGAGUUCAAGUUUUAGUUCGACAACAAGAAAAAACAACUUUUCCAUUUGUGCGUUUGUCAAGAAUGUCAAUAAACUUAGUAAAAACAAA